Messenger RNA from Tribolium madens (black flour beetle), 970 nucleotides. RefSeq lists its product as uncharacterized. Bases 132 to 968 code for a protein of 278 amino acids. The transcript is spliced from 2 exons. Lineage: Eukaryota; Metazoa; Arthropoda; Insecta; Coleoptera; Tenebrionidae. The record is from RefSeq and is a predicted model, not a curated record.
AGAUAAAAACACAWUUUUUCCAUUUAUUAAAAAUUGURAAGUAAGAUGAGUUGCUUAWUUAUUUUUUUGAUGGAAAAUCAAAACAAACAUUAACUAAAUCUGGUAAUCUGCAAAAUUACAUUUAAUUGACCAUGAGUUGUGAUAUUUGGUGUGUUAUCAUUAAAAUUCUCCUUGAUAAUUGUAUAAAUAACGCGUUUCAAAAAUUGUUUGUCAGUAAAAUGGUUGAAGCUGAGAUAAAAUCGUGGCUGACUCCAGCCUUGCGAAAGGAAAAUGUGUCCGAUUUUUCCGUGAAAAUCCUGGGAAAUUCGGAAAAGGGUGACGGUUAUUUGGGCGACAUAAUUUUCCUUGAAAUCGCCGGGGAAAAACACUACAAUCUCGUCGCCAAGUGCAGCAAACGCUCCAAAACCCUUCGUGAAAAAUCCCCGGUGAAAAAUGCCUUUUUGAAUGAAAUUUUCAUGUAUGAAAAAGUCCACCCGACUUUUCUCCAAUUCCAAAACGACCACAACUGUGAAAAACCCUUCGUUUCGUACCCGAAAUGUUACGGUUCGUUUAUCAGUGAUGACAUGGAAGUGAUAAUUUUGGAGAAUUUGAAGAAAAGUGGCUUUGAAUUGUGGCCGAAAAAGGAGCCUUUGUCGGAUUUAGAAAAUUUGGACGAUGUUUUGAACACUUAUUUUGACUCUUUUACCAGACAUUUGAAAAGUUUAGGGAUUAGUGAACCGGAAUUGUUGUACCCAAAAAGUGAAUUUCUCAAAGAUUGGAAGAAAUUUUGCAAAUUUGGAAUUCUGAUGAGCACACUUUUGAUGAAAAUUGUUUCGACUGACAAAGACGAAGUUAUCGAUAUUGCAGAAGCUGCUGAAAAAGGAAAAGGCUUCACAGAUUCUUUCAGAAAUGAAAUCAGAGACAAGGAUAAUUUUAAAAGGCGAAUGAAGGCGAUUAUAGAGCAUGUUGUUAAAAAUGAUUUGAUUUAAUU